Phycomyces blakesleeanus NRRL 1555(-) is the source of this 552-nucleotide messenger RNA. RefSeq lists its product as hypothetical. Bases 22 to 453 code for a protein of 143 amino acids. Gene Ontology annotation, cellular component: ribosome; cytosolic large ribosomal subunit. Gene Ontology annotation, biological process: translation. The record is from RefSeq and is a predicted model, not a curated record. Gene Ontology annotation, molecular function: structural constituent of ribosome. NCBI's taxonomy places the organism in Eukaryota, Fungi, Mucoromycota, Mucoromycetes, Mucorales, Phycomycetaceae. The transcript is spliced from 4 exons.
UAAACGUUUAAUAUAUUCAACAUGAGCGCCGAUUUGGUUUGGGAAUUGAUCAAGAACAACAGUUCUUACAUCGUCAAGCGCUCCGGCGUCCAGUUCUCCUCUGAGGCUAACAACCUCUUGAACUUGAACACCUUCAAGUACUCUGGUCUUGCUAACCCCAAGUCUGUUGCUAUUACCCCUGCCGCUCGUGGUGUCCGUGUCACUUUGACCAAGGCCAAGAAGGGUCAGUUCCCCGCCAAGGUUGCCAACAGCACCGUCAUCAACAAGUCUCGCCGUCAGACCGCCAAGUCUGUUGCUAACUUGAUUGCUCGCUCCCACUACAGACCCGACCUCCGUGCUGCUGCCCUCGCCCGUGCUUCCGCUGUCAUCUCCGUCCAGAAGCCCAAGAAGGCUGCUUCCCAGAAGGCUGUUAAGGGUAUCCGUGCCCAGAAGGCUGCCGCCAAGCUCGCUUAAAUGUAUAAAUCAAGCAUCUCCCAUUUUCAAUUUGCAUUUAAUACUGCAGGUUGAGAAUUAAUAAAAAUAAAACUAAAAAGGCGCAUUCCGUGUUGAAUC